GUGAGUCGUGCAACAACCGUGGCCGCGAGCGUACGCGUCCAGUGCCCCGCAUAUACUAGAUUCACUCCAGUCUAAAAGUGUGUUUUAUUUGCUAUCCAGUCAGUACAAGUGGCGACGAGGAUAAAAGCUGCCCCAAAAUGACUCAUGCAUCAUCGGUACUUCCGAACUUAGACCAUUUUGACUGCGAAGGCGACCCAACAUCUGUUGGCACUCGCUGGGAGAAAUGGAAGAGGGCAUUUGAAAUUUAUUUACUGGCUGCCAAUGUCGAUACUCCAGUACAGAAACGUGCUACUCUUCUCCAUGUUGGAGGAAUAGCACUUCAAGAAGUUUAUUAUAACCUUCCUGGAGCUCACGCCGAAGUAGCAGAAGGUGUCGAUGUCUAUGCAAUAGCUCUAAAAAAAUUGGACGGUUAUUUUGCUCCAAAGCAAAGUCGGAUUUACGAAAGGUACCUUUUUCGUCUUAUGAAACAGGAGGAUGGAGAACAAUUUGAACGAUUUUUACUAAGGUUAAGAAACCAAGCCGACAAAUGUCAAUUCCAUAACAAAGAGGAGCAUAUUAUCGAUCAAAUCACUGAAAAGUGUCGAUUAGUCGAAUUAAGAAAAAAAAUUUUAGAAUGCGGCGAUACAAUUACUCUAGACGAAAUCAUUAGUAAAGCAAAUGCAUUGGAGGUUGUAACUCGACAACUAGAACAAUUUAAAACAAUAAAUACGAAAGAUGGAAACAAUUUUAACAAAGCAGAAAUUAAUGAAAUUAAUAACAAGAAAAGAUAUAAUAAAUAUUUACAAAAACAAUCAUCAAACACAAAAUGUUCUAGAUGUGGAAGCUCUUCCCAUUUUUCUAAUGACACAAAAUGUCCAGCAAAAGAUAAAAGAUGUGUAAAGUGUGGUUUCAUCGGUCAUUUCCAUGAACAUUGUAGGACCCGACAGAAAAGAAAAUUUUCAAACAGCAAGACAGAGACGACACACAAAAAACCAAGACUAGGAACCAAAAAAGACGCUGAUAGAACUGAAAUUGACUACAUUUUCAACCUGGAUGAAGAAGGAAAUACAAAAAGUAAGGCAGAUGAAGUAGAAGAGAAGGAAAUAGAUAAGUCCCGAAUUGAGUAUAUUUUCCAUCUAGAUGAAGACGAAACUAUUAAGUGCAAUUUAGGGGGAGUUAGCGUUGACAUGUUAAUAGAUUCAGGAAGUAAAUGCAAUGUUGUUACUGACAAAACAUGGCAAUUCUUAAAAGAUAACAGCGUAAAAAUUUCUAAUCAAGUACGCAAACCUAAUAAGACACUUAUUUCCUACGGCAGUAAAGAACCCUUGGACAUUAUGGGCUCUUUUGAAGCGGACAUUUCAGUGGGUAGUCAUAAUAGUAUAAAAUGCACUGUUUAUGUCAUCAGAAACGGUACACGUGAUCUAUUGGGCAAAGAAACUGCGAUUCAAUUAGGCAUACUUAAAAUUGGACUUCAAAUUAAUGCUGUUAGCAAUGAUGUACCUUUAGAAAAAGCUUUUCCGAAGUUCAAAGGAGUGACUGUCCAGAUUCCAAUAGACCAAAAAGUUAAACCAGUCAUUCAACCAUACAGAAGGGUUCCCAUCCCUUUAGAAGAAAAGGUUGCUAGGAAAUUAAAGGAACUUAAAGAAACAGAUAUCAUCGAGGAAGUAAAUGAACCUUCACCGUGGGUAUCACCGAUGGUUCCAGUUCUCAAAGAAGGACAAGAAGAGGCAAAUCACCCUCGGAACUAUUUUAUAAAAGACAAUUUAGAGACAAGAUUCCGGCAGCACCAGAUAUGGAAUACAAAACAAUAGAUGAAGAAGUGAGAGACAGAGAUCUACAAAUGAAAGAAAAAGGAAAAGAGUAUGGGGAUCUUAAAAGGAAAGCGACAGAUAGCAACUGCGAAAUAGGGGAAAAAGUAUUGGUAAAAAAUGUAAUUAAAAAUAAUAAGUUGACCUCCAAUUUCAAUCCUACUACCCAUACAAUAACGGAUGUGAAUGGUGGCGAUAUUAGUAUUCGAAAUGAUGAAACCGGGAAAGAAUAUCGGCGUAACAUAGUGCACUUAAAGAAAGUAAAUGAUUCAUGGACUGUAGUUGGUCAAAAUAAUAAUAAUGAUGAUUUAGAGAGCAAUGACUGUCAAGGGUCAUUAAAUUGAACUUAUGAUAUUGUUAACUAGGCUAUUAUGAUUGUUAUACCAAUUUAAAAUGAAGUAAAAUCGAGUUUGUUUUGUUUAUUUACAGAGAUUAUGUAAUAAUGAUACUUAUAUUAUUAGACUAGUUGUUAUAAAAAAUUAAGUUGUAAGGUUAAUGAACUCUGAUUGUGAUUUUGAAAUUAUGUGUUCAAAUUAAUUAAAAUAAAGAAGGGAUGUAGUGUAUGCGCGGGCGCCCGGCGUGAAGUGAGUCGUGCAACAACCGUGGCCGCGAGCGUACGCGUCCAGUGCCCCGCAUAUACUAGAUUCACUCCAGUCUAAAA
Molecule: messenger RNA, 2448 nt
Organism: Helicoverpa zea (corn earworm)
Lineage: Eukaryota; Metazoa; Arthropoda; Insecta; Lepidoptera; Noctuidae
Exons: 3
Coding region: 138-1790 (550 amino acids)
Molecular function (GO): zinc ion binding; nucleic acid binding
Source: RefSeq, a predicted model, not a curated record